AUUUUUUUUACAGUUGUUCGAAUCGAGUAUUGUUUAUUAUCUUCAACCAUUGAUUGAUAAUCGAUGAUGAUGAUUAUGAUGAAUAAUCAGAUCAUCAUCGUCAUCAACGAUGGCUCCACCAAUAAUCAAUUCAUCAAUGAAAAUGAUGAUAGAUAAAUUACGAAAAUCAUUUGCCGAUGAUUGUUUGGAACAUUUGGUUUUUGUUUAUGGAACAUUGAAAAAAAGUCAACCAAAUCACCCCGUAUUGGUGGAAUCGAAAAAUGGUCAAGCUAAAUUUAUAUGCAAUGGACAAACAUUAGAUCGAUGGCCAUUGGUCAUUGCAUCACAAUAUAAUAUACCGUAUUUGUUGUAUAAAUCUGAUACUGGUCAUAAAAUUCAAGGUGAAAUCUAUGCAAUCGAUGCUGAAAUGUUGAAAUUCCUAGACGAAUUCGAAGGUCAUCCAUCAUAUUAUACACGACGACAGAUGCCGGUUUCAACUUUAGAACAUGGAACCAUUGAACCAUGGAUCUAUUUUCUGAAUCAAUAUAAAUUAGAAAUGCUUCAACUGCCAAUGUAUGCAGAUUAUAAUAGCUAUGGUCAACAUGGUCUUCGUUAUGUUGAAAGGUGCGAUCGUCAAGGUCCAAAUGCUAAUUGUGGACAUACAGAAAAAUCUCAAGUGACUAAUGAUUGUUAGUAAUUCAUUUUUUUUCUAUUUUCAUUGAUACCAGUGAAGAAACAAAAUGCUUGGACGAUAUUUAAUCAUU
Dermatophagoides farinae (American house dust mite) is the source of this 743-nucleotide messenger RNA. RefSeq names its product gamma-glutamylaminecyclotransferase. Lineage: Eukaryota; Metazoa; Arthropoda; Arachnida; Sarcoptiformes; Pyroglyphidae. Gene Ontology annotation, cellular component: cytosol. The record is from RefSeq and is a predicted model, not a curated record. Gene Ontology annotation, molecular function: gamma-glutamylaminecyclotransferase activity.